This is a messenger RNA of Mesorhabditis spiculigera, 1350 nucleotides long. The record is from the annotation of a GenBank genome assembly. Lineage: Eukaryota; Metazoa; Nematoda; Chromadorea; Rhabditida; Rhabditidae.
AUGGCGACUCCUAAUCAACGGCGAGCAGCGGUGAUCGAAAAGAUUGGCAUCCUGAUGCCAAUCUGCUUGGCGCUCGACCGGACUGAUGACGUUUCACGAUUGGAGACCAUGAUGGUUGAGCUACGCAAGGGACGCGGAUCUGCCUUUUUGUCGGAGAACACAUUGUCAAGUAUCUACCAUGAUAUACCGAAGAGCGCCCUCCCGAAGGCAAUGGCAUUCCAGAUAGGGCACACCACGUCAAAAUCAGCCGUCCGAGAACAAGGACGACACGAGUACACAUCGAUGCGCGCGAUUGUCCAUCUGAAUGAUGAUGGCUCACGAGAGAUUGGAGACGCAGCUACCCCAUUUCUGAUCACCGAUCCUGGAAGGACGAUAGCUCACCAUCGUUACUAUCUCGGUCUGAAGUAUUCCGGAACGCUCGCUACGACAAUUAGAACACAUACGAAUCACCCGAUGGUAUACCGAAGUCACGACGAUGAAGUUGCCUUCGGGAGUACUGAUGGCGCGACGCCCGACGGCGUCGAAGCGUUGUUCUACCAGCACCUGAAGGCCGUCGCAGAAGCGAAGAGCGGCGGGACAUUUCAAAGGGCCAUCCUCGUCUUGCCGGACGGGAUGUCGCCCGGUGCGAAGGAGCUUGCUACAGAAGCCGCGAAGAUCGCAGGACUGAAGGUCCAUAUGUCAAUCGAGAGGUCGCGGCUAGCUGCUAUGCUACAGCAAUUCGCAAGACCCGCGAUCCCCAACAUGAUCGCCGUCGUCCACGUCGGAGGCUCGACAACCACGCUCACGAUACUCAAAAACAAUCACAGAGGAACGGAGGUGCAAGACCAAGCACGGGUGCUGUUUUUCGGUGGAAGAAAUUUUGACAAAAGAAUCACAACGUAUCUACUGGAACAGUUCACCAAGUCAAGCCUGAUCACCUUGGAAAACAAGCCAGUCGCCUUAAAGCGUGUUGAGCAAGCGGCGAUCGCAGCGAAAGAAGAACUUUCGGAAGCCAAGUCUUGCAAGGUUAGACUCGCCAAUAUUCACCACGAGAACGCAUUCUCUUGGCAUCAUAUGAAUGUCGAGAUCACGCGUGGUAUCUUCGAGGAUAUAAUUCGAGCAGACCUAGCCAAGCUGAAGGAUAAGAUCUCGAAUAGGCUCGCCGAUAUAAAGAUCGUCCCCGCGGACCUACAACAUGUCCUUCUGAUCGGAGGAUCGGCAAAAAUUCCAUCCGUCGUGCGCGUCAUCCAGGACAUCUUCGGCGGCACCGUCAUCGUACCGAGUGCCCCUGAAUUAUCUGCCGUCAAGGCGGCGGCCUGCCUCGCGUCCAAAAUUAACGAUUGUCCAGACGAAUUCUUUAAAGUUUUGCAG